UCAAUAGUUUUGAAAGACUCUAUAUUUAUUCUGUCUACUGAAAAAUAACACAACCAUCGAAUAGCCGUCUACAUAACGGUGCAAACUAGCUCUAUUUCGAAGCUACAGAAGUCGCUACACAGGUUCACAGUAAUUAAAAACAAACUGUCUUGAAAUAAGAAGCCACACGAAUGGUUACGUAUUAAUCUGUUAGGAACAUUCCAAACAACUAGGAUGGAUCUUUAUACCUUCCUGGACCCUUAUGCCUUCUUCAUCAUGCUCAUGACUGUCCUCGUCCUCUAUACCCAAUGGUUCGAGUACCCCAUCUCAAACGUCAAACCUCUCCCAGGCCCACGGACGUGGUCCAUUCUGGGGAACCUACCCCAACUCAUUGCAGCCAGGUUCGACAUCAAUGACUUCCACGAGAGGCUGAGGAAGAUGUACGGAGCGGUGGUCGGGUAUCGGAUCUACCAUCAUAACGUGGUGGUCAUCAACGACUUGAAGCUUGUUCGAGAAGUCGCCAAUCAUCCCGAUUUCUGCGGACGAAUGAGAUCCAAGUUACAUGCGAACCUGUCCAAAGAGCCGAAUGUUGGUAUCUUAACUUCCUACGGACACACAUGGAAGGAACAUCACGAUGUCCUCUCAGGUUUUGUGACAGCACUGUCCAAGAGCAAACAACUGGAAGACAUCUGUACCAUAGAGGCCACCAAAUUUAUCAAGGUUCUGACCGACCAAACUGACAAAGACCUCAUCAUCCAUCAUUACUCUGUCCAGACUCUUGCCGUCAUCUUCUGUCAGGUGAUCUUCGGAAAGGUUCUCGAUGUCAAUGAUGACAUCGUGAAGGAGGUCGUUGACAUCGUUAUGGAGAGACAGAGAGAAUCGGCCUCUGCGACAAGGCGUCUGCUGCCGUCCUACGUAAAUAACUUGACGGGCAGUGGCGCCAAAAGGAGACAUCAACUCAAUGUCCAAUUUGUUGCUCUGGUCAAGACAUUGGUCGGUGACCACACCAAACAGACCGAGAUUUUAAUACCCUGCUUUGUUAGGAGGUAUUGGGACGAAAGGCAUGAGAAAUUACAAAGUAUGGAAGACGGUUCGAUGACAUCCCUAACCAGUGACAACCUUCUCUGGGCAUGCAUAGACCUCGUGACUGUCUGCGUUGAUGAAGCAUCCCUCCUUCUUACCCAAUCCCUCCUCCUGCUCGCUUCACACCCAGAAGUUCAGUCCAAGUUGAAGGAAGACAUCUGUCCUAAAGCAAGGGAACAAGACGACCAGGAACCUUCGGCUUACCUUGCAGCAGUUCAGCUCGAGACGCAACGCCUCGCACCUGACAAUCCUUGGUCAACGUCGUUGAUGGCGCUGUCCGAUGUCAAACUCGCUGACUUCGAGAUUCUUCAGGACGCUGUAGUCGUGGCAAAUUGGAGAUACCUCAGGCAGGGUGAUGACCAGGAUUGGGACGAACCGACUCAGUUCCAACCUGGAAGAUUUCUGGGCGAGGACGGAUCUCUGGUUGAACAUCCACAGAUGAUCUCAUUUCCAGCAGGUAAACGAGCAUGUCCAGCUGAUGCGAUGUCGUCAUCAGCCUCUUCCAUGCUGAUCAGACACAUUUGUCAACGGUUCAAACUGAGUUUGCCAGCUCAAACGACACACCCCUGUGAUAAGAAUGGACUCAUCCAGCGAAGUUCGCUAUUCAAAACAAAACUUCGAAUAGUACCACAUUAAUGUUCUCAGUUGUAGUAUAUAACUAGUCGGGAGUGCUUUUAAAAUUCACAAGUAUGAGAAGUUAUUUAACAUGUAUAUUAUUGUAGCUUGCCUUAUGUCGAUGAAAAGAGACAAAUUACAAGGAGUUACGGGAAGUGAAAAAAAGGGAAAAGUAAGUGUAGGAAAGUAAAACUUCUUUCAUCUUUCAUUAUCAUUACUAUAAUAGUAAAAGCAGCAGAAGUGAAAACAAAA
Molecule: messenger RNA, 1929 nt
Organism: Strongylocentrotus purpuratus (purple sea urchin)
Lineage: Eukaryota; Metazoa; Echinodermata; Echinoidea; Camarodonta; Strongylocentrotidae
Product: cytochrome P450 2D1
Exons: 5
Coding region: 214-1698 (494 amino acids)
Biological process (GO): xenobiotic metabolic process
Cellular component (GO): cytoplasm; intracellular membrane-bounded organelle
Molecular function (GO): oxidoreductase activity, acting on paired donors, with incorporation or reduction of molecular oxygen, reduced flavin or flavoprotein as one donor, and incorporation of one atom of oxygen; iron ion binding; heme binding
Source: RefSeq, a predicted model, not a curated record